AUGAGUUCAAUCAAAGUUGAUGCAGAUAAAGUGGUACCGAAAGUGACGGCAUCGCUUUUGCCAAUGCAUAUUCAGCAUAAUGGGGCUGCAAAUACAGCUGAAUAUUUCACACCUUCACACACAACAGAAACAUUACGCGACGGCUCGACUAUAUCGACCGCUUUUUUCAGAGGAUGUCGUCUUAUAGGAAAAGAUUUGAAUUUGCUGGAGCAAAAUUUACAAGGGUUUGUGAUGAAUAGCUCUGAACUGCUAAUAAGGGAAGAGAAUUUAGAAGAUGGAACUGAAACUAUAAAAAGUGUAAAGAGUUAUACACCAGUUGCCACAUUUGACAAGCUAGUAUUGUUUGGACACGACGAAGAAGUUGAGCCCAACGAUCAAUGGAGAUUGAUUACAGAGUACCUGAAAAUAAGCAAUGUUUUGCACUCAUAA
This is a messenger RNA of Lodderomyces elongisporus, 429 nucleotides long. RefSeq lists its product as uncharacterized. Gene Ontology annotation, cellular component: ribonuclease H2 complex. The record is from RefSeq and is a predicted model, not a curated record. The coding region runs from base 1 to 429 and encodes 142 amino acids. The transcript has a single exon. Gene Ontology annotation, biological process: RNA catabolic process. NCBI's taxonomy places the organism in Eukaryota, Fungi, Ascomycota, Pichiomycetes, Serinales, Debaryomycetaceae.